Molecule: messenger RNA, 8278 nt
Organism: Phialemonium atrogriseum
Lineage: Eukaryota; Fungi; Ascomycota; Sordariomycetes; Cephalothecales; Cephalothecaceae
Exons: 9
Coding region: 449-8065 (2538 amino acids)
Biological process (GO): fatty acid biosynthetic process; secondary metabolite biosynthetic process
Molecular function (GO): fatty acid synthase activity; oxidoreductase activity; phosphopantetheine binding
Source: RefSeq, a predicted model, not a curated record
UCCGUCUCCACAACUGCAACUCACCUUGUGCGGUAUCGGCCUAUCAGCGGUGGCUUCCGAUACGGCCGAGGGUGUUUUUCUCGAGUCAAAGCAUCUGCCGUGAAUGGCACAGUGACAGGAUCGAUGCCCCUUUCGACGCUCAAAGUGAGCUAAUCAGUGGGGGGGGACUACAGAAUGUCCUCUUGCAAUCCUGUUUGCUGGAACCACGUCAGCAGAGACCUUCUUAGCUUGGUGUCAGUCCGAUUCACUGAUUGGACACUGAGAUGGCGGGUUCGGUUUUCGGGAAGGAAGCUUGGCUUCGGGUGGAUCGUCUCGCACUUGUUGCAACUGGUGAGCAUGAAGGACCACUGGUUCCAAGACUUGCACAUCAUCCUCAGACUUGUGUUGAAUUGCUCAUUGAUGAAUCGUCUCUUACGGGAACUGUCUUGAAUGGACUCAUGCACCAAAGAUGGCACCCACCACAAACGGAAAUGCCCAGCUCCCACCGGCACACGGAGUCGCCAUCUGCGGCAUCGGACUACGCCUUCCCGGAGGUAUCCGCAACGGUCAUGAUUUCUGGGACCUCCUGAGGAACUCCAAGGACGCACGCAGUGCCAUCCCUGAGAGCCGCUAUAAUAUCCAAGGAUUUGAUGACAGCCUGGGGGGCAAGGAAGCCAUAAAGGUCAAACAUGGCUACUUUCUUGACGAAGACCUGGCAACCCUGGACACAUCGUUUUUCACAAUAACGAAGAACGAGCUGGAGAAGACCGACCCUCAGCAGAGACUACUCCUCGAGGUAGUCCGGGAGUGUCUGGAGGAUGCAGGCGAAGUCAACUAUCGGGGAGAGCAGGUCGGGUGCUACGUGGGGACAUUCGGGGACGAUUGGUUGAUAAUGAGCGCCAAAGAAUCCCUACAGGGAGGCGGCUAUUUAGUGACCGGACACGGUGAUCUCAUGAUGGCCAACCGUGUCUCGUAUGAAUACGAUUUUCGAGGUCCCAGCAUGGUAAUCAAGACGGGUUGUUCGGCUUCGCUCAUCGCUCUUCAUGAAGCUUUCCGCGCCGUCCGAAACGGCGACGCCGUAUCUGCAGUUGUUGGUGGCACCAGCAUGAUCACGACUCCCACACUCACAUCGACAAUGUCCGCGGGGGAGCUGCUCGCUGCCGAUGGUUCAUGCAAGACCUUCGAUGCUGCAGCCGACGGGUAUGCCAGAGCUGAGGCCGUCUCCGCAAUCUAUAUCAAGCGGCUCGAAGACGCCAUCCGUGACGGCAAUCCCAUCAGAGCUGUCAUCAGCGGCUCAGCUACGAACUGUGAUGGGAAGAGUGCGAGUCUGGUUACCCCAAAUGGAGUUGCGCAGGAAGCACUCAUCAGGGAAGCCUACAAGGAUGCUGGCUUGGAUCUACACGACACAGCUUUCAUCGAGUGUCACGGUACCGGAACGCCUACCGGAGACCCGAUCGAAACAUCAGCGGUAGGAAGAGUGUUUGGCGAGUCGGGCAUCUACAUCGGCUCGGUAAAGCCCAACCUCGGGCAUUCGGAGGGCGCGUCGGGCCUCACGUCCGUAAUCAAGUCUAUCCUGGCCCUUGAGCACAGGAUAAUUCCCCCGAACAUCAAGUUCAAUAACCCCAAUCCCAAAAUUCCUUUCUCUAAGUACAACUUGACCGUCCCUGUCAUUCCGACGCCGUUUCCGCCAGACCGGCGAGAGAGGAUUAGCAUCAACUCGUUUGGGAUCGGUGGCAGCAAUGCGCACGUGAUUCUCGAGGCAUAUGCUCAGAGGGGCACCGCAACCCAGAACGGACCCCAGAACGGAAUCCGGAAUGGAGUCCAUAAUGAAAUUGCAAAUGGCACUCGGACGGACACGGCAAUCCAGAACGGAAAUGCCAAUGCAAUUCAGGCGGACACGACAAUCCAGAACGGAACUACCAAUGGCAGCAGGCACACGACGACUCCACCGAAUGGCACAACCUCUCCAAAUCCAGAAUUGAUCCUCUUUUCCGCGAAUACGGAGGUUUCCUUGAAACAACAGAUCUCUCGUCACCAGGACUGGAUUCGCCUUAAUCCAUCAUCCUGCUCCGACGCCGCCUACACCCGGGCCUUGCACAGAGAGCACUUAUCGCAGAGGGCGUUUGCCAUUCUCAAUGACGGUGGUUUCAUCGAGACUUCUGGUGGAGUCAAAACACCGCAGGAAGUACCUGCUAUUUUUAUGGUCUUCAGUGGACAGGGAGGUCAGUGGCCAGAGAUGGGCAAGGAGUUGAUCCUAAACGAUUCCAACUUCCGCAACGACAUCUCAAGCAUGGGUCGAAUACUUGGAGACCUGAGACAUCCGCCUCCAUGGAAUAUGCUAGAUGAACUCCUGAAACCUGCUAGUUCAAGCCAGAUCCACAAAGCAGAGCUAUCGCAACCUCUUUGCACAGCAAUCCAAGUGGCCCUAUUCAACAAGUAUGCGGCUCUUGGAGUCACACCAACUGCUGUUGUCGGUCACUCUAGCGGAGAGAUAGCGGCGGCGUAUGCAGCCGGCUAUCUUUCAAUGGAAGAAGCGAUCAUCAUUGCCUACUACCGCGGAUAUGUCACGACAAAGCAGAUUCUUGACGGGGGCAUGGCGGCCAUCGGCAUAGGAGCGCACGACCUCUCCGAUUUCCUGCGAGAAGGCGUGGUGCUGGCGUGCGAGAACAGUCCGAGCAGCUCUACGAUCUCGGGAGAUGCUUCCAAAGUCCGUGAGGUCGUUGAGGCUAUCAAACAGAAGAUGCCUGAUGUGCUUGCUCGGGCGCUCAAGGUUAACAUGGCAUAUCAUUCCCAUCAUAUGAUACCCCUGAGUUCAGAAUAUCAGCAGCUGAUAGCAGCGGAAACAAAGAACCAGGAGAGGAUGAGGCCGCAACCUAAUGCCAUCGUCUUCUUCUCAUCGGUUACCUCCAAGGCUAUGGAUGAUUCUCCACUGGGUCCGUCAUAUUGGGCAAGUAAUCUCACAUCCCCGGUGAGGUUCUCGUCAGCAACCUCGAACUUGUUGGCUCUCAAGGGCGACGGCCUCUUCUUGGAGAUUGGCCCACACUCGACAUUGGCCGGACCCUUGCGGCAGAUCUGUGCGACCCUGUCUCGACCUUGCAAUUAUGUCCCGGCCUUGACUCGAGGGAAAGAUUGUGCAGCCAGCUUCCUCUCGUCGAUAGGGAAGAUGUACCAGGAAGGCGUUGCCCUCGAUCUUAGGCCCUUAUUCCCAAGGGGCAAGGCAAUUCCAGGACUACCAACAUAUCCGUGGGAUCACAGUGGCGGCUCAUACUGGUACGAGAGUCGCGUCUCAAAAUCCUGGAGAAGCCGCCAGUAUCCCCACCAUUCCCUGUUAGGCGCCAGAGUCUUGGAAGGCACGGAGACGGAGCCUCAGUGGCGGAACAUCCUCCAGCUCGAGGAUGAGCCUUGGUUGGCCGACCACAAGAUACGCCACGACGUCGUAUUCCCUUUCGCGGGAUAUGUCGCUCUCGCCGGCGAGGCCGUGCGGCAACUCACACACUCAUCACACGACGUUGGCUACCGCCUCCGGCAUGUCGUCACCCACACUGCCCUUCUCUUAUCCGACUCUUCGCCGACAGAACUGAUGACCAGCUUGCGACGCCACAAGCUUAACGACAACGAAGACUCGGAGUGGUUUGACUUCUCCGUCACGUCUUAUAACGGUUCGACGUGGAUUCAACACUGUGGCGGGCGCGUGGCCAUUUGCAAGGAGGCGGAAAUGAGGUCCAGCCACUGGAAGACAGAGAACCUGCCCCGGGUUGUCAACUGCUCUCAGAUCUACGACAACCUUGCAAAAGUCGGCUUCGUCUACGGACCCGAGUUCCGCGGCCUUGCGAGCGUCAUGUCGUCAACCGUAGAAGAUGUCGCACACGGCCAGGUCGUCAAUAAUAGAAGCCCGCAGAGUCGCUUCCCAUUCACGCUCCACCCGGCGGCAAUCGACGCCUGCCUUCAGCUGCUCCUCGUUGCCAGAGCACGUGGUCUCGGACGCAAUAUUGCGCAUCUCUGUCUCCCCACUGCCAUUGAGGACUUGGUGAUAGGUCCUGGAGCCGACGUGAUGGAUGCCAGAGCGUCGAUUCAGUACGGCAACGCGGACUUCCCCUUCGUCGAAUGUGUCGCAGACGGCAAGUUGGUGCUGCACGCAUCGGGCAUCGAGUUCCGCCCCCUCAACGACGACACGUCUGAGGUGGACGACGUCCACGCAGCCGCAAGGUUGCAGUGGCUUCCUCACUUCGACUUCGUCGACAAGUCUACCCUAUUUAUACCUCCCAGUUCGGACAGGGCCGAAACCCAGCUGCAGGAAGAGCUGGGGCUGCUGUGCAUUCUCGAGACGGCGGACAGGGUGCGAUACCUAGAGCCCGGCCAGCCGCAUUUCGCCAGGUUCCGCGACUGGCUGAACCAGCAGAUCGGGUUCGCUGCAGCCGGGAGGUACAAGCUCGUCGAGGACGCUGAACAAUACGUGAGGCUCUCGAGUUCCGAGAGGCAGGCCAUGAUAGACGACCGCACCACCGCGCUAUUAGAACUGCCGAAAAGCGCCUUCGCGGUCGGAGCCAGACGUAUCCUUGACAACGUGCAGAGGAUCUUCACUGGCGAAGCCGACACCCUGGAUAUCCUCUUGCAAGACAAUAUUCUCGCCAGGAUCUACGACGUCAUGUCCUUUGACUAUUCGAAGUUCGUCCGCGUCCUGUCCCACACCCGGCCGAGACUCCGAAUCCUCGAGGUGGGUGCCGGAACCGGCGGGACUACGGAGACCAUCCUGCGGAGCCUGGUCGACGUAGCUGGACUACCGGGAUAUUCAACAUAUACAUUCACCGACGUGUCCGCCGGCUUCUUCCCGGCUGCAAAGGAGCGUUUCGCCUAUGCUCCGAACAUGGAGUUCAAAGUUGUCGACGUUACCAAGGAUCCAGCCACGCAGGGCCUCGAACGAGAGUCGUACGAUCUCAUCCUAGCUGCCAAUGUCCUCCACGCAACGCCUUCCCUGAAGGAGACGCUGAGCAACCUACGGCCUCUCCUCAGGCCGGAUGGGAUGCUUGUCAUGACGGAACUCUGCAGCCUCUCGCGACCGUCAAACUACAUAUUCGGCAACUUUUCGGGAUGGUGGCUGGGCGAGGCAGAUGGCCGUCCGGACCAGCCGUAUGUAUCUGUGUCGCGAUGGGACGAGGACCUGAAGUCUGCCGGGUUCACCGGGGUUGACAUGGCUGUAUACGAUGACGACGAACCGUAUCGACAAUUCGCCGUGAUGAUGUCUAAAAGGGAGGCUCAGGAAAACCCCAAACCGUCCAAGGUUACUGUCUUGUCGGAUGACAUCGAAGGCGAAGUUGCUCGUACGGUGGCGUCCUCGAUCCUGACCCUCGGUUGGGAUGUAACACGAUGCACCUUCGGAAGCGACGACCUUCCCCAAGACCAGGAUAUUAUUUCCUGCCUCGAUCUCGAGACCAAUUUCUUCCACGAUAUGACAGCAGACAGAUUCGCAGCUUUCCAGCGGUUCCUCGGCUCCGUUGGCUCCAGCAGACUGCUCUGGCUAACACGCCCCCUCCAAAUCAACUGCCGCGAUCCGCUCUCAGCCCAGACCCUCGGUGUAGCCCGAACCAUCCGGUCAGAACUCGGACUCCAGUUCUACACUCUCGAGAUCGACAGCAAGAAGGAGCAGCACUUCGGCCCACUCGUCGCCAACAUAUUCGAGAAAAUCCUCCGCGACGACGAAAGAGACAACCACAGCCUAGAAUCCGACAAGGAAUUCGCCAUCAACAACGGAGCCAUCUGCAUAGGCCGGUACCGCCCCUUCUCCCUCGCCGACGAAGUCCGUUCCAAGAGCACCACUACCCAAGCCCAGACGACAACAUACCUAGACAUCGAAAAGCCCGGAAUCCUCGAAACCCUGACCUGGAAGUCCCGCCCCACGGCCCCCAGCAUCCCCGCCUCCCACGUCGAAAUCGAGGUCCGCUCCGCCGGCCUCAACUUCCGCGACGUCGUCUACGCGGCCGGCCUGAUCAGCAGCAGCAGCAGCUCCGGGCGGAAGUCACGUGUGCCCCUCGGGAUGGAAGUCUCGGGCACGGUGCGGCGGCUGGGCAGCGGAGUCGGAGUCGGUGGUGAUGGUGGUGGUGGUCUCGCCGUGGGAGACCGCGUCAUGGCGUUUACGCACGAGGGAGGGUUCGCGACGCACGUCGUUGUGGCCGAGAGUUACGUGCUGAAGAUCCCCGACGACAUGGGCUUUGAGCAGGCGGCGACGGUGCAGGGAUGCUUCGCGACGGUGGUGUAUGCCCUGCUCGAUGCGGGGCGGUUGCGCAGGGGCAUGUCCGUCCUGGUGCACUCGGCCUGCGGGGGUGUCGGGCUGGCGGCUAUCCAGGUUGCGCAGAUGAUGGGUGCCGAGGUCUUUGCCACUGUUGGGAGCGAGAAGAAGGUGGCGCAUUUGGUUGCUCAUUAUGGUAUCCCGCGCGACCGGAUAUUUUCUUCCCGGGAUCCGUCUUUCCUUGACGGGGUCAUGCAGCGAACCGGCGGGAAGGGUGUUGACCUUGUUCUGAAUUCGCUUCCGGGGGAACUGCUGCACGCAUCGUGGAAGUGUGUGGCAAAGCACGGAACCCUUCUCGAGUUGGGGAAGCGCGAUCUCGCGGGCUACGGCCAGCUCGACUUGAGCCGGUUCCUGGAUAAUCGGUCGUAUUGCGGUAUUGAUGUUGCAUAUUUGGUUCGGGAACAGCCCAUGAUAAUCCGGGACGUAUUACAGAGGACUCUUGACUUCUGCAAACAAGGAUUGCUCCGGCCCCUGGAACCCGUUACUUCGUUUAAGGCGGCAGACGUUAAACACGCUUUUCGUCAUCUCCAGGCGGGAGAGCAUAUCGGAAAGAUCAUUUUGAAUUUGCCAGAGGACGCCUCCGGCCUUGAGGCGGUUCCAGAACCUCAGCUGGUAGAGUUCGAUGCAGACUCGGCUUACUUGCUUGUCGGUGGUGCAGGAGGCCUGGGGAAAUCCCUUGCGACCUGGCUGGCCGAAAGAGGUGCUGGGCACCUUGUCUUCCUUUCAAGGAACGCUACGGUUAGCGCGGAGAGCAGUUCCAUCUCCGCAGAGUUGGAGUCUAUGGGAUGCUCGGUCACAAUGGUCAGUGGGAGUAUCAACAACGUUGAAGACAUCCAGAAAGCCAUUCGAGUCUCCCCAGCCCCAAUCAAAGGCGUCUUUCAGCUUGCGAUGGUGCAAAGGGAUUCUCCAUUCAGUGACAUGAAAUGGACUGACUGGAUUGACGCCAACGACCCAAAGGUACGCGGGACGUGGAAUCUCCAUCAGGAAUUUUCGGGCCAUUCCCUGGACUACUUCUGGCUAGCCAGCUCUACUGUCACAGUCGUCGAUCAACCGGGACAGGGGAAUUACAAAGCCGGGUGCACUUUCCUCGAAGCUUUCUGUCAGUACAGACACUCGUUGGGCUUGCCAGCUUCUGUGCUGUGUAUCUGUCCGAUCAACGAUGUCGGUUAUGUUGCAGACAACCCGUGGGCAUUGCGCAACAUCAAGUUGCAGGGUCUGUACACUCUUGGGGAGAAGGAGUUCCUGGAGAACGUGGAGGCCUCACUGCUGAAUUCUUCUCCCCAACCAUCCUCGGGUCCUGUCGUCUUGGCAAACGCUGCCCUUGAAUCACCGUGGGAAAGCACUGCACAGAUCAUCAUGGGCCUAAGAUCAGAGCUCCAUUUGGACGAUCCCAAGAAUCCGACAAACUGGCGUCGAGAUCGUCGAAUGGGAAUGUACCACAACAUUCCUGUCAAAGAAGCCUCCAAGACCGGUGGGGAAAGCAGUCGUCUGAAGCAGUUCCUGCAAGGCUUAGCAGAUGGUGACCCGGGCAACAUUUUGGCGGACGAGUCAUCCAUUGACUUCCUCGCCGUGGAAACUGGCAGGAAGAUCUAUGACUUCCUCCUGAAGCCGGACGCUGAAAUUGACGUCGGACUUAGCCUGUCACAGAUGGGCCUCGAUUCCCUCACGGCGAUUGAGCUGAGGAGAUGGUUCCGGCAAGCAUUCGGGUUGCAGGUCAGCGUGCUUGAGAUUAUGGGCGCUGCCUCGCUGAGACACCUUGGAGAGACUCUGGCCGGUAAACUCAGAGAGAAACAUACACAUUGAGUUGGGAAAGGGACCAGAGAGAUUGCAAAUUGGCCACCCAGGAGGUAAUUAUUUGCUAAUUAUUUGCUAUUUGCGUUUGAAAUUGUCGGGAACGCGUUUAUGACAUGACGACACACCUCAUUCCUUUAAGCUAGUGUUGACUGGACGGUAAUAUUAAUACCAAAACACUUGCUAAUAUGUGCUCUAAUUACCCGAACAGCUUGUAGAGCGAGU